CGGCCUAACAAUAAUUAUCCCACAGAUGUUCAUCCUCCACCACCGUCUUCUUACCCUUCCAACGAUCUCAUUCCUCCUCCCACGGGACCAUCAAACUCCCCUUACCACCAAGAUCUGCCGCCAUCACAAAACUAUCCAUCUCAUGAGCCUUCUCCAAUUUCUCUCCCUAAUUUCCAGUCUUACCCGAGCUUUAGUGAUAGCAGCCUCCCAGCCACUCCUUCCUCUACUCACUACCAAAACCCUGAAUCUUACUAUUCUGCUCCUUCUUCCACAAGCUUCACGUCCUCUCCUCCUUAUUCAUCAUCAAACGGGCGUAACAAUAUUGCUACGGUGCUAGAACAUGCACCUAGUCCAGCUCAGAAGUACCAUUACGACAGCAGCUACCAGCCAGGUCCAGAUAAGAUUGCAGAGGCGCACAAGGCUGCUAGAUUCGCUGUUGGAGCUUUUAGCUUUCGAUGAAGUCUCUACUGCUGUAGAACAUCUGAAGAAGUCACUCGAGUUGCUGACUUUUCCAUCCACUAGUCACUGAAUUUCAGGUUUAAUCUGUUAAACUUGGGGUGAAUGUGUGUACGAGGCUACGAACUCACAAUCACACCAUGGGGGUUCUUAACUUUUCGUGAUCAGACUUUGUGUACAAAUAAAAAGUAGUGUGAAAGGCCUUUUGAUUUCUCAAACAACUGUUGUUGGCAAGCGCGCUCCUGAUGUAUACAGCCACAAACAUUAGAAGUAUAUACAUAAAAAAUCACAAUAUAUAUGUGUGUAUAUAUAUAUAUAUAUAUAUUCUAUUGUCUGGUACAUUA
Brassica napus (rape) is the source of this 800-nucleotide messenger RNA. RefSeq names its product protein HOMOLOG OF MAMMALIAN LYST-INTERACTING PROTEIN 5-like. The record is from RefSeq and is a predicted model, not a curated record. The transcript has a single exon. Gene Ontology annotation, cellular component: multivesicular body. Gene Ontology annotation, biological process: late endosome to vacuole transport via multivesicular body sorting pathway. The annotation marks the transcript as partial. NCBI's taxonomy places the organism in Eukaryota, Viridiplantae, Streptophyta, Magnoliopsida, Brassicales, Brassicaceae.